AUGCCGAUCGUCCUCCUCCGCCUCUCUGCGACGCCAAUCAUCCUCCUUUAUCAUUUGUCACAAUCACAAUUGCCUCGAUCUGGAUCUAUUGAUGAUUUUGUUGAUGAUGUUGAUGUUGAAAAUGAAACGAUUGGGGAUGAUGAUGAUCAUGUUGUUGAUGGUGUUGUUGAAAUAGAUUUGGGCCAGGAAAUUUUUGGGGUCGGGAAAACCCGAUCCCCGUUAGGAGGUGGGGACAGGGAUAGUGAUAGGUUCCUUAAAAUAGGCUCUCAAGAUAUAGAAGUUAAUGCAACUACAAAACAUUUCACUGAUAAUGUUGAAGCUUCAAUUCCUGAACAACGUCCCCGUAAAGUGCCUAGAAUAGAAUCCAAAGAAGUUGAUACAUCUUCUUUGGUAAGGGAUCCAGGACUACGACCACAAAUUUGGGAGUAUUUGAUAUCUCAACGUGAUGAGAUUCGACGAGCUUACAUCAAAUUUGGACCAUACCAACCUGACAACCAACCUUUUGAAAAGAAGAAUGGGCGUCAUUUUCUUGCUUCUUGCUACAAGUUAUUUCUAGAUCGGCUAGAAUAUUCUCCAACCAAACAUUGUGCCUUUUGUCUUCCUUGCUAUCUUUUUACAAAACCAAAUGGACGCACUACUUCUAGCGCUUUCAUUUCUGAUGGAUUUUCUUCAUGGAACAAAGUCAAUAGUGGGAAGAAUUGUGCUUUCUUAACUCAUAUUGGAAAGGACCCUAAUUCAUUGCACAGAAUUGUUGUCAAAUCUUGCCAUGAUUUAACAAUUCAAGAGCAACACAUUGAGAAAUUAGUUGAGAAACAAACUUCUCAACAAGUUGCCAAAAACCGUUUGCGGUUGAAGACUACAAUAGAUGCUGUCAAAUGGCUUACAUUUCAAGCUUGUGCAUUUAGAGGUUGUGAUGAAAGUCAUGAUUCUAAUAAUCGAGAAAAUAUUAUUGAAUUGAUUAAGCUCUUGGCAUCUUAUAAUGCAGAUGUGGCAGAUGUUGUGUUACACAAAGCUCGUCAAAAUGCUUCAUACUACUCGCAUCGAAUUCAAAAAGAGAUUCAUAUUAUUUUCUUUGACAAAAUACAAAGAUGCAUUCUUGAGGAGAUUGAUGAAGAAAAAUUUUGCAUUAUAGUGGAUGAAGCUCGAGAUGAAUCAAAGAGGGAGCAAAUGGCCAUUGUUCGACGAUUUGUUGAUAAAGAUGGUUUUAUAAAGGAGCAUUUUUUUGACAUAGUUCAUGUAUCAGAUACAACAUCAGCAACUUUGAAAGAAGAAAUAUAUAUUGUCCUAUCUCAUCAUAAUCUCAGUGUACAAAAUAUUUGUGGUCAAGGGUACGAUGGUGCUUGUAAUAUGCGUGGAGAGUGGACUGGGUUACCGGCCUUAUUUCUUCAUGACAAUCAUUUUACGUAUUAUGUUCAUUGCUUUGCUCAUCGACUCCAAUUAGCAUUGGUAGCAACAGCAAGAGAGGUUAUACCCGUUGUCCAAUUUUUUUCUUAUCUGGCUCUCACAGUUAAUCUAUGUGGUUCUUCUUGUAAAAGGCAUGAUCAGUUGAAAGUUCCUCAAGCUGAAGAAAUUGUAGCAAAACUUGCCAUUAAUGAAGUUGAAACUGAUGCUGAUGGAGUUUAUGAUAAGAUUGCAUCUUUAAAGUUUGUGUUUAUCUUACAUUUGAUGACAGAUAUUAUGGGGAAUACUGAUGAUCUUCGCCAAGUUUUGCAAUGUAUAUCCCAAGAUAUACUGAAUACAAAGCAUCUAGUGUCAACUACAAAAGCACUUGUUCAAAAAUAUAGAGAAGAUGAAUGGAUUCCUUUGUUGGAGAAUGUUCAACUAUUUUGUGGAUGGAAAAUAUAA
Camellia sinensis is the source of this 1845-nucleotide messenger RNA. The record is from RefSeq and is a predicted model, not a curated record. NCBI's taxonomy places the organism in Eukaryota, Viridiplantae, Streptophyta, Magnoliopsida, Ericales, Theaceae.